This is a messenger RNA of Fimicolochytrium jonesii, 1058 nucleotides long. RefSeq lists its product as uncharacterized. The transcript has a single exon. Gene Ontology annotation, molecular function: protein binding. Bases 185 to 1006 code for a protein of 273 amino acids. The record is from RefSeq and is a predicted model, not a curated record. NCBI's taxonomy places the organism in Eukaryota, Fungi, Chytridiomycota, Chytridiomycetes, Spizellomycetales, Powellomycetaceae.
CUCGUAUAUAAAGUGGGAUAUCUCUUCCCCCUUUCCGGUCUCCACGGACUGACGACCUCCAAGAUAAACGAAGAGUACCUGAGUCUAUACGAGUUUCAAGUUUGAUCUCACUUUCAUUCGCUUUAGGGAGCGCAACGUCAGGGAGACAUCCGAACCAAAGCGCACGAACAACCACCCGCUCAGCAUGUCUCCCGCAACGACCGAAGCGUCCUCCCGGGCACAAGCACUCCAGGAAAUGGCCAAUAUGGACGUAACAUUGAUGGGGCCAUUCAAGUUGCUCGAAGAACACCCGGAACUGGAUCCGGCCGGGGUAUUGCGCUCCGGACUCGCCAAGGAAAGCGCCGAUCUUUUCCUCGCGUUAGGAGCCCCCGAAAGCCUUGCUCAUGCUCGCAGAUGGUGGACCCUCGGCGCGGCUUUCGAUAACGACAUUGCAGCCAACUGCGCAUACGCCCUGGCACAUAUUUUGUUGGUCAAGCGGUAUACCGACAGCGAUGCCAAUAUCGAAGAGGGCCUUCGAUGGCUGAUCAAAGCGGCCGAUGCUGCACAUAGGGAUGCUUGCGCAUUGCUGGGCAAGUUCUACGAGCAGGGUAUGGGCCCUGGGAACAAGACUUUGAUCGACCGCGACUACAGGCGUGCAUUGGACUAUUACACCCGGCCAUGCCUCUACCAACGCCCACAGCAAGAAGCGGAAAAGAAAGAAGCAAACUCGUCCCCGGUGCCGACUUUCAAGCUCCAAACACACGAGGCGCAAUAUCGCGUAUCGAUAAUUCUCAAGAACGGAUACGGUGGGAUUCCAAUUGACCCGGCUCGGUCUCUCGAGUGGUGCCACAAAGCUGCUUGCAAUCUCUCCGUCCAGGCCGUCUACAGUAUGGGGAUGCGCAUGCUUCCCAAUCUCACCCAUCGUGCCCAAGCAGCGGGUGCCGGAAGAGCAUUGGGUGGCGCUCUCGUACCUUCAAUUCACGGAGGACUUUGCAUCGCUGGAUCCCACACUCAACGAAACGUUUGAGACAGUGGCUGAUCUGAAAAGCGCUCUCUCCGUCGCCGGGGUCCUGCACAUG